GUUCUUGUGCGCAUGCGCGAUUGCAGCUCUGGUAUUUAAAGUUCAGGGGAAACUUUUAGGUGAGCUUGACGUUUGUUUUUUUAAAACGUAAAGAUGAUAACUGCAGUGUUAAGCAGCGUUUUAACCGGAUUACUGGCCCUGCUCGUUUACCAAAGGGUCGCUUAUCCCUUCUUCUGGGCGGAUUUCAUGUUUUACCUCAAACUUCAGAGGUUCAAGCGAACGGCGCAGGCUCGCGCGCACCGGGGAGUCGUCACGUUCCUCGACUGUUUCCUCCACCAGGCUGAGAGGAAUCCCACGAAACCUUUCAUCGUCUUUGAGAACCAGACCCUCACGUACCAGGACGUGGACGGGAGAAGUAACCGGAUCGCGAGGGCUUUCCAAACGUGGGGCUCUUUGAAACAGGGCGACACCGUUGCCCUGUUGAUGUGCAACGAGCCGGACUUUGUGUGCGUGUGGCUGGCUCUGUGUAAACUGGGCUGCGAGGCGGCCUUCAUCAACACUAAUGUUAAAGCUGAAGCUCUUCUUCACUGUUUCCGGAGCUGUGGAGCCAGGACGCUGGUUGUCGGACCAGAUUUGGUGCAUUUGGUGAAGGAGGUGCUGCCUGAUCUGAAACAAGACAACAUUGAUGUGUGGGUGGUGGACAAGACAUCAGAGGAGUUCAACAGUUUGUUAGAUAAAGUGGAAAAUGUUUCCGGAGAAACCUUGGAAAACAUCCCAAAAGUUCACAUCAUGUCAAACUUCCUGUUCAUUUUCACCUCCGGCACUACAGGUCUCCCAAAGGCAGCCCGUGUCGGUCACCUGAAAGCCAUUGGGAGCAUGGCACUCUUUGACAUGUGCGGUGCAACGGCUGAUGACAUCAUUUACAUCACUCUUCCUCUUUACCACAUGUCUGCCUCUCUCCUAGGGAUUGGAGGAUGCAUACACCUUGGUGCAACAUGUGUGCUGAGAAGGAAGUUCUCUGCCAGUCAGUUUUGGAAGGAUUGUCUAAAAUACAAUGUGACUGUGGUGCAGUACAUAGGCGAGCUUUGUCGAUACCUACUUAAUCAGCCUACGGUUCCAGAGGAAAGAGCCCACUGUGUUUGGUUGGCCGUAGGAAGUGGUCUCAGAUCAGAUAUAUGGAAGAAGUUUCUGACACGAUUUAGUAUUCGUACAAUCAGGGAGGGCUAUGGAUUGACUGAGACCAGCAUUGGCUUCCUCAACUACACUGCUGAAGUUGGACCAAUUGGGAGGGCCAGCUACUUCAACAAGCUUUCUAUUCCUUUUGAGCUUUUGAGAUAUGACCCACAAACAUAUGAGCCAGUACGAGCAAAAUCUGGAAGAUGCAUACAAGUACAAAAAGGAGAGGCAGGGAUCUUGGUGACCCCGGUGACAACAAUGAACCAAUUCCUGGGCUAUGCUGGAAACCAGGUGGAGUCUGAGAAGAAGCUGCUAAAAGAUGUGUUUAAAGUCGGGGAUGUCUAUUUCAACACUGGAGACCUUCUGCUCUGUGAUCACAGAGACUUCCUUUACUUCCAUGAUCGUAUUGGAGACACGUUCAGAUGGAAAGGGGAGAAUGUAUCUACUACAGAAGUGUCAGAUGUUUUAGGUCUUCUUGACUUUAUCCAAGAGGCCAACGUUUAUGGAGUCUCUGUAUCAGGAUAUGAAGGUCGGACAGGAAUGGCUGCUAUUGUGUUAAAACAGGAUCUCAAACUAGAUGGAAAAAAACUCUAUGAGCAUUUAGUGAAAACCCUGCCUCUUUAUGCAUGGCCCCGCUUCCUCAGAAUACAAACGUGUGUGGACGUCACAGAGACCUUCAAACAACAGAAGCUUAAAUUGGUCCGAGAAGGUUUUAAUCCAGAUUUGACGCAGGAUACUCUAUACUUCUUAGAUGUCUCUCAGAAAGAUUACAUUCCUCUGACUCCAGUUCUAUAUCAAGACAUUGUGUCUGCAAAAACAAAGUUGUGAUGAUGUCAGCACAUUAGUGUAGCUGUAGAAACAGUGAAUGCUGGAAAUACAGAUGAUUAACUUUUAUUUGUCUUAUCUCAACAAUUUCCUUAUCCCAUUAUGGGAUUAGGGCCAGCCCUGGCCAAUUUGAUACCCUAGGCAAGAUUUUAGGUGCUGCCCCUUGUUCAAUUUUCUAAAUCUCACUGUCAAUACACAUUGAUUGAUUGAUUGAUUGAUUGAUUUUGAGCCAUAUAAAAAUAAAAUACACAUUAUACCAUUUACUGGGUAAACCAGAAAGGAGAUGGAUACACAAUAAAUAUGUAUACAGUACAGACAAGAAUUUGUCUAAGUCAUCCAUUUCAUUUUUGUAUAAAACACACAGUAUUUAUACAUAAUCAAAUUUGACUCAAAGGAUUGGGAGGAAGACUAACUUAUUUACUACUGGUAAAUGGACUGUACUUAUAUAGCACCUUUCUAUCCAACUAGGAUACUUGGGCUUUACACUACAACCUGUGUCCUCAUUUACACAACACUUUACUAGGUCUCUACAAAGCUAACAAGUACAAAUCAUCUAUGAAGACUAAUCAGUGAUUUAAAUCACAUUCAUACACUGAUGGGACACACAUCAGAGGCAUUGGGGGUGAAGUGUUUUGUCAGGGACACUUCGACAUGUGAUUGAAUAGCGGGGAAUCGAAUUUCCACUCUGAGUGGUUUAGGAAAUUGUCCUCUAACCAGCCACAGCCGUCCCAAUAAUUCAGUAGUUUUUUUUCUCCUAACUAACCUUCAUAUUUCACCAACUCCUUCAGGUCUUUGAUUACAAGUACCUUUGCUUCUUUGUUUUUCCCUUGCUUCAGCAUUGCAAUCCUUUUUUUUUUCCUGUUAACAAACUUCAAGAUUGGAACAGUCGUCCCGUAAUCAUUAGGGGUAGGUUGCCGGUUCGAUCCCCCCCCUUCCAGCUGUUUUGGUCGUUAUAACCUUGGGCAAGACACUUCACCCGCCUUGUCUACUAAUGGUGGUCAGAGGGUCCGGGGUGAACAUGUGUGUGAAUGAG
Molecule: messenger RNA, 2974 nt
Organism: Austrofundulus limnaeus
Lineage: Eukaryota; Metazoa; Chordata; Actinopteri; Cyprinodontiformes; Rivulidae
Product: long-chain fatty acid transport protein 6
Exons: 10
Coding region: 94-1944 (616 amino acids)
Biological process (GO): long-chain fatty acid metabolic process; long-chain fatty acid import into cell
Cellular component (GO): plasma membrane; endoplasmic reticulum membrane
Molecular function (GO): long-chain fatty acid transmembrane transporter activity; long-chain fatty acid-CoA ligase activity
Source: RefSeq, a predicted model, not a curated record